Molecule: messenger RNA, 1752 nt
Organism: Mycosarcoma maydis (corn smut)
Lineage: Eukaryota; Fungi; Basidiomycota; Ustilaginomycetes; Ustilaginales
Product: putative serine-type carboxypeptidase f precursor
Exons: 1
Coding region: 1-1752 (583 amino acids)
Biological process (GO): proteolysis
Molecular function (GO): serine-type carboxypeptidase activity
Source: RefSeq, a predicted model, not a curated record
AUGAAGCUCCUGCCUUCUGUUCUUCUGCUGACAGCAGUUGCCGUGUACGACACGUGCGCGCGUGGCCUGCAACAUGUCGGCAAGCUCCAGUCUAACUACAUCGAUGUCCACCAGCGUGCUGCUGAUCGAGCUUCGCGCAUGUAUGCCAAGACACAGACAAACUCGGCUGUGACGGGCUCUAGGAUCCACUUGAACGAAAAGACGAAACGGUUUGCUGUCAACGGCACUGGUGUUCCUGAAAUAGACUUUGACAUUGGCGAGUCGUACGCCGGAUUGAUGCCGAUCAGCAAAGAUGUCAAUGAAACUCGAAAGCUGUACUUCUGGUACUUUCCAAGCAAGAACCCGCUGGCAAGCAACGAGAUUACCAUCUGGAUGAACGGCGGACCCGGUUGCAGCUCGCUCGAGGGCCUUUCGCAGGAGAACGGACCGUGGCUGUGGCAAUACGGAACGUACAAGCCACUACCGAACCCUUGGACGUGGCAGAACUUGACCAACAUGGUCUGGGUAGAGCAGCCCGUUGGAACAGGCUUCUCGCAGGGCAAACCCAACAUUACCACCCAGGCACAGCUUGCCGAGGAGUUCAAGGGCUUCUUCCGCAACUUUGUCGACACGUUCGAUCUGCAGAAUCGAUCGGUGUACAUCACUGGUGAAUCGUAUGCUGGUCAAUACGUGCCAAACAUCGCGAGUAGCAUGCUCGAUGAGAAGAACAGCGAGUAUUUCAACGUCACCGGAAUCAUGAUCUAUGACCCCUCGAUCAAUGUCGAUGCUGUCACCGAGCAGGUGCCGACGGCUGCGUUUGUCGACUACUGGGGUGGCCUUUUCCCGUUCAACGAAACCAUCAAGGCGCAGAUCAAGGACAUGGACGAAAAGUGUGGCUACACCAAGUACCUCAACAAGCACUUGACCUUCCCUCCAAAGGGCAAGUUCCCCGAUCCUCCCUCUACCACCGACGAGUGCGAUAUCUUCGACUUUGUCUACAAUGCCAUCUUCGAUAUCAAUCCCUGCUUCGACAUUUACCAAGUGGCUACCACCUGCCCCGUCCUGUGGGACAUUAAUGGCGGUCCUGGUUCAGGCGACUACCUUCCGCCGGGCGCUUCGCUCUACUUCAACCGCACCGACGUCAAGAAGGCGAUCAACGCUCCUCUUGAGACGUCCUGGCUCGAGUGUUCGGCGGGAAAUGUGUUCAACACUAAAUCUGGACUGGACCGCGGAGCUGAAAAGGGACACUAUAGCUCCACCACAGUGCUUCCAGGGGUGAUUGACCGCGUAGAGCGUACAGUGAUCGGUCACGGCAUGUUGGACAUGGUACUGCUCAUGAAUGGCACGCUUCUCAGUAUCCAGAAUAUGACCUGGGGAGGCCAGCAGGGUUUCCAAAAGCCCAUUACUGACGACUUCUACGUUCCCUUCCACAACGACGUACAAGAGGGCACUGUGGCCGCAUCGGGCAUCAUGGGCAAGACUCGCACCGAACGUAAGCUCACCUUUGUCACCAUCAAUCUGAGUGGCCACAUGGUGCCUCAAUACCAACCGUCGGCCGCGUUCCGCCAUCUCGAAUUCCUCCUCGGCCGCAUCGACAGCUUGUCCAGCCGAGCUCCGUUCACCUUCUUUGACAACGGUUUGGUCGCUCAAGAGGGCAACCUCAACGUACGCUCGCUGGCAGAAGAGAGCGCAGUUGAGUUGCAGGCUAGACAGCUCCAGUACAGAGGCCUGGCUCAGCCAGAGGUCAGUCAGAUCCUCGCCGACUUUCUCUAG